Dryobates pubescens (Downy woodpecker) is the source of this 1408-nucleotide messenger RNA. It is a transcript of the gene UBALD1, whose product is annotated as UBA like domain containing 1. NCBI's taxonomy places the organism in Eukaryota, Metazoa, Chordata, Aves, Piciformes, Picidae. The record is from RefSeq and is a predicted model, not a curated record. The transcript has 3 exons. The coding region runs from base 141 to 629 and encodes 162 amino acids. Gene Ontology annotation, molecular function: protein binding.
GCCGGGCGCCGUGAGUCAGUGCCCAGUAAACAUUGGCGUGAGCCGCGCCGGCUCCGCCAUGGUGGCGGCGCCGUGAGGGCGGGGGGCGGCGCGGCGGCCUGGGCGCGGCGGCAGCAGGCGGGCGGCGGGGGGCCGGGGCCAUGGACGAGCUCAAGCACCAAGUGAUGAUCAACCAGUUUGUGCUGGCGGCCGGCUGCGCCGCAGACCAGGCCAAGCAGCUGCUGCAGGCGGCCCAUUGGCAGUUCGAGACUGCUCUCAGUGCUUUUUUCCAAGAAACAAACAUCCCCUACAGCCACCACCAUCAGAUGAUGUGCACUCCUGCAAACACGCCGGCCACGCCGCCCAACUUCCCCGACGCCCUCACCAUGUUCUCCCGCCUCAAGGCCUCCGAGAGCUUCAACAGCAGCAGCCCUGUGGCAUCCAUGGCGACCUCCCCACCACCCCCGGCCCCGCCGCUGCCCCAGCACGGGGCCUUCAACCCCGCCUGGCCGGCGGCUUCGCCCCCCGGCCAGCAGCAGAGCAUGUGGACUCCGGCCCCGCCGGCGCAGCCCUCGGGCUGGCCAGCCGCCGUCUCCCAGCAAGCCACUGCAGAACAGAAGGCCAACGUGACCAUGGAGGCAGAGAGAUGAGGCCGCGGCGGGGAGCAGCGGGGACCCCUGCCUAUAAAUAAAUAUAUUUUUUUCUUUCCCCCUCACUCCCCAAAGAGGAGAGGAACUCUGCUGCCAGGGCGUCUGGCAGCCACCGAGACACACGAGCAAAUAGCUGCCUUGCAUGGGUUUGGUUUGAAGUAGUUUUUACUUGUCCUCGAGCUCAAACAGAGCUGCCCAGAGACAGCAGGAGGCUGCGUGGGACGUGGGGCCGGUGCUGGCCUCUGCCUGGGACCCCUGCCGCUGCCAGGCUCUUGGGGAGGGAGCACCCCCUCCUCUCUUGGGACACCGGAGUUUGCAUGCGAGUGACAUUUACAGAGGAGGUCCCUUCUUCAGGGUCCCCUGAGCCACCCCACCAGACAGAGUGGGUUGUGGCUGUUUCCCCCCAUACCUUGGCCCCACUUUACCAGGUGGAGGGUACACAUGGUGUGCAGCUUGGAUUUUGUGAGGGGAAGAGAGAGGGCUGUGCCUCCUUGGCUGCCGCCUCCACCCUGCAUGCUCCGUGCUUGCUGGUGAGCAGGGCUGGGGGAUGCCUGGCCCUUCACUAGUCCCAGCAAUGGUGGCCAGGGUGGCCCAGCUGGGCCUGCACACCCUCCUGGGAUGGGGUUUGCCCCAGGGCUGUUUGCAUGACACAGUGUAACCCUAGAGACUGGGAUCGUUUUUAACCCUCUGUUCUUUUCUCCCGGCGGCUGGAAGGCUCUCCAGCCGCACCGCAGCCGCUUGCAAUACACGCUCUGCUUUCAACCCGUGUCCUUGCUUCG